UCAAUUGACUUAGCGGCAUGGAUUCAACUGAAAAUAACUACGGUAGUCAAUCCCAGAAGCAAAAUAAUUUUCCUCACUUAGAGAUAGUCGCAGAUCACCAAAUGGAUUCGAAAGAUCCUUGCUAUAUGAGCAUUGAAAAGCCUGUUAGUCCAUCAGCUUUCCUCGCGAAGCGGUUACAGAGAAAGCCAAAAUUUUUCGAUUCUGGAGACUAUCAGAUGGCCAAGCAAAAUGUCAUCAGUUCGAAGAACCUUUUUGAGACCAUUGGGGUGACCAUUCCAACUCCAGAAACCGUUUCGGCGCUUAAAUCUUAUCAUAUCGAGCUUAAUACUUCUUCCUGGAAGGACCCUAACAGCGAUAAAAGCAAACCCAAACAAGCUUAAUACUUAAAUUAUACUAUAAUCAGUGUAAUAUUAGUUG
Molecule: messenger RNA, 417 nt
Organism: Drosophila navojoa
Lineage: Eukaryota; Metazoa; Arthropoda; Insecta; Diptera; Drosophilidae
Product: alpha-endosulfine-like
Source: RefSeq, a predicted model, not a curated record